AUGGCUACUUUACUUUUGGAUACCCUUAGAAAAGCUGAACUUGACCAACUUUUCAUCCAAUGGCAUCACUCAAUUAGAAUCCUUGGCUCAGAUUACAAUAGUUUAGGAAUUGUCUCUAUUCAGGAUCGCAAAAAGUUGUUUCAGUUGGUUCAAAGUUUACGCCAAGAACUUCCAACCAAGGAGAACGGUCUUGUAGCAAGUAGUACUCAAUCUAUUUAUCGUCGUCAAAGUCGCCCUACAGCAACUGGUAUCACCUCAUCUCCUGGAAUGUCACCUACUACUUCUUUUCAACAACAACAACAAUCAUCGACUACUUCAACUAUUACUAGAUCUAGAUCUCGUACCUUACCAGAUCAACAUCAACGACCUGAUUUCAUGAAAACAGUCAAAUCAUCGCAACAACCUCCAUCAGCAGAUUUUUUUAUGCAUCAUGAUCCAUCAUCUGAUGAAGAAGAUGAAGAAGAUAUGCCAGAAAUUCGUCGAAGCUCCAAUCCUCUACUGAAUCCUUAUGGUAUUCCUAUUCAAAACAACAAUACAAAACUACGCUCUCCGUACGCUCAACAACAGCAACCACAAAGAUCUCCUAUGAUUCCCACUACAACUCUUGGAAACAAUAACAACAAUAAUACUAAUUUGGGCCAAUCGGAUUUGAAUCAAAAAAUACGCGUAUGUGUUAGAAAACGUCCAUUGAACAAGAAGGAAUUAGAACGUGGUGAAAAGGAUAUCUCACCUACUGCUGGUAUUCGAAGUAUCAAUGUCAAUGAACCAAAUUUUACUUUUGAUGAUGUUUUCGAUGUAGAUGAUUCCAAUGACCAGAUUUACCAACGUACAGCCCAACCAUUGGUGAAAUAUGUAUUUAAUGGUGGAAAAGCUACUUGUUUUGCCUAUGGUCAAACAGGUUCAGGAAAAACAUAUACAAUGCUUGAUCCUCAACAUGGUUUAUAUGUCUUGGCAGCACGCGAUGUUUUUGCUUUACUUUGUCAACCUCAAUAUCAACAUUUAUCAGCAUAUAUUGGAUUCUAUGAAAUAUAUCAAGGCCAACUUUAUGAUUUACUCAACAAUCGAAAAAAACUAUUUGCACGAGAAGAUGGAAAACAAAACGUCGUUAUUGUUGGAUUGAAAGAAUAUGUUAUUAAGAAUGUGGAUGACUUGAUGAAAGUCUUUGAAUAUGGAAGUCAAUGUCGAAGUACAGGUAGCACUGGUGCAAACUCAGAUUCUUCUCGAUCGCAUGCUAUUCUUCAGGUUUUGUUGAAACCAACUAAAAAUCGCAAGAUCAUUACAGGCAAACUCAGUUUUAUCGACUUGGCUGGCAGUGAACGUGGUGCUGAUCGUGGAGAAACAGAUGUCAAGACUCGAAUGGAAGGAGCAGAAAUUAACAAAAGUUUAUUAGCGUUAAAAGAAUGUAUUCGGGCUUUGGAUCAAGAUAAACGACACACUCCUUUUAGACAAAGCAAACUUACUCAGGUGUUGAAAGAUUCUUUUGUUGGCCAUUCUCGCACUUGUAUGAUCGCUACAAUCUCACCAAAUCAAGGAAAUAGCGAGCAUACUCUCAAUACCCUACGUUAUGCUGAUCGGGUGAAGGAACUCAAAGGUGAACGGGAUCGACGCGGCCAAAGUGAUAGCAAUACAUCAUCAGUUAGAAUGCGUGGAAAUAUGCAAGAAGAUGAUCCUGAUUUAUACCACGAAGAUGAUGAUGAUCUCUUUCUCGGCGAUGAAGAUUUCCCUAGUGACGGUGAUGUUCACAUUCUAGACGAAGACUUCCCUCAUGAAACGACUUUACAUGAUAGCAACAAUGAUGAUGACUAUGAUAGUGGUGGUCCGACAUCUUCUUCUCAACAACAACAAAAGUCGACCGCUUCCCUUGACUCUGAUACUCCUACUAUUGACCCACAAGCCAUUGAACAAUUCAUCAAAUUCCAUCGUGCUGAAAUCCGACAAACAGGUGAAUGUUCGAAAAAGGAAACUAAGCUUUUGACACACUUUUCAUUGAACAUGGCCAGUCGUAAAGAAAUGGACGACGAUGAUGAUACUUCCAUGGACAAAAACAAAGAUCAAUUGCCGCGACAACAACAGGAUGAUGAUAUGGAAAAGACUAUGGUAGACUUUCAAGGAUAUUUGAACAACUUGGAUGAAGUGCUGGAAAUGAAGAUGGCUGCGAUUGAUGCUCUCCGUGAUCGUAUUCGUGUGAUGCUUGGUGAAGAUGAUGAUGAUGCUCUUUAG
Molecule: messenger RNA, 2220 nt
Organism: Halteromyces radiatus
Lineage: Eukaryota; Fungi; Mucoromycota; Mucoromycetes; Mucorales; Cunninghamellaceae
Product: P-loop containing nucleoside triphosphate hydrolase protein
Exons: 13
Coding region: 1-2220 (739 amino acids)
Biological process (GO): microtubule-based movement
Molecular function (GO): ATP binding; microtubule binding; microtubule motor activity
Source: RefSeq, a predicted model, not a curated record